AGCGCCUCCACCACCGACGGCAUGGAGGAGGACGUAUUGAACGCACUGCAAACGCGUACGGCCUACUUACCCGGCGGUUACGAUCGUACGGGCAAAAUCAUCGUCGUUGUUAACAUCAUCAAUGAUUUACAAUUGUGGAAUCGCAGAUGUUUGGAGCUAUCGAUUGCCUACUUAAAAAGUGCCUUGAGCGCCGCCACUUUGCAACGAGGCGUUACCGUCAUUGUGGAUGCGCAGAAGAGUACAACGCGUAUUACACGUACGCAUGCGCGUAUUAUUUAUGCGCUCUUCGAUGAUAUUACAGUCAAUUUAUUUCUAGUCAGAGCAGAGGGCUUCUGGGAGAAGCACGUGGAGACAUGCACCAGCAAAUCACAGACGAAGGGAGAGCCCAUUGUGCUUUCGAAGGCGCGUUUAAUAAAAUAUUUCGACUUGUCACAAUUGCCAGAAGAAUUGGGCGGCUCAUUGUCAAUUAACUACGAUUUAUGGCUGCAGCAACGAAAGGCCAUUGAUGAAUUCCAAAAAACUUUUGAUUCAACACUUAACAGCAUGGAAAACCUGCAUGUAGUGCUGUUGAAUAAUAAAUCAUUGCGCCCAACGGAAGCGGAUGCGGAGCUGAAGAAGUGCGCACAGCUGCAUACGAGCGUGCAACAACAAAUUGAAGUGGUCAUAGAGUUAGGUAAUCGUGUACUCAAUCGGCUGGCCGAGGCUUAUGCGCCCCCCAAACACGUAUCCGCGCAUGCCCAUUCAUGCAGCGAAAGUUUAGCCACUCCAAAACAAAUGCCACUCACCUCACCUGCCAUAAGCACACCAACAGCAACAACACUAUCCUUUCAAGAUCUAAAUAGUAGUAGCAUUCAACCGCCUCUAAAUACCACCUGCAACACACCCGCCACACGUUUGCCGCUCCCUCCGGACCUUCAAUGCGCACGGGCACGCAUCGAAUUACUGCUGAAUCAAAUUGAACGCAAACAAACUGAAAUACGCACGGCGUGGCUGGAACUCUUGCAAAGCAUACGUGAAGCACGCGAACUGGCGCAUCUGGAAGAGGGUGUCGCCUUCGUUACCAAUUGGAUUCUGCAAACAGCCGAACACAUGCUCAGUCGACAGUACAGCAUUGGUGGCGAUGUGCAUAGCUGUGAGACGUUGCGUGCCGCACACGAUGUACUCGAGCUGGAGUGCCGCGAGACAUAUGGUUUCUAUGCGGAAUUACUGUAUAAGAUCGACGCCUUUGCUGGGGUAAAGGAUUCGUAUGCGUACAAGGAUUUAAUGUCACAACGUGAUUUCAUGCAAUUCGUUUGUCGCUCUUUUGCAACGCGUCUGGAGCGGCGUCGAAAUGUACUCAUCACAUCGUUGCGGUUUUUUCGACUCGUUAGCGAGUAUUUCGAUCGGACGACUGCGGUUUUUGAAACACUAGUCAUGGGAAAUAAAAUAGCAGAGGAGAACUUUGAGGCGGCUGCGGAGAAUUUGCAGCAAUUGAAGGAGAGUCAGCUGAGCUUGACCAACCUGGAACGCGAACUCGUUAAAGAGGGCGAAAAACUAAGCGAUAUGCUGGCGAUGCCGGUGAAAGAUGCGCUUGGCCGUGACCUACACAUCGACUACAGCGACGACAUCUGUAAUGUACGCGAUAUUUUGGAUACAACGCUGGCGCGGCGAAACAUCUUCAGCGACAGCGUCGAACUGCAGAAACUCACCUUGGAACAAGUGACACACAUUUACACGUACGAACAGGAUGCCCGCAUGGCCGUUAAAUGGAUGGAGGAUUUGUACAAUGUCAUGAUCAAGUGCCAUUCGCAUGUCGGCUGCAAUAUACACGAGAUACAGGUGCAGAAGGAUGAAUUGCAGACAUUUCAAGAAACCGGAAAGAGUAUCUACAACUAUGGCUGUCAACUAUUGGAAGCUUCACAAGCGCUACGAAUUUCCUGUCGUCUAGAUGCUGAUGCCAUUCCACAGCGCAUGUCACAGCAAUUACAAUACACUUGGCAUCGAUUGCUGGCCAUAAGUCAGGAGCAUAUGACUCGUUUGCGCGUCUCAGCCGUGUUCCAUCGCAGUGUCGAGGAGUAUAGCCAACAAUUACAGGGGCUACGCUUAUCGGUGCGCAAUCUAAAGCAGACGCCUAACAGCAGCAGCGGCAUUAGCAGCGAAUCGGACACACGAGCCUCGCCGCCAAUCAUUAUUGGCGGCAGAGAUGGUGAUGCUGUAGACGAAGAGGGCCAUAGCGUUGGUGGAUAUGCGGACAAAUCGACAACGACAGCGACAACGGCAACGAUGACGACAACGGCGACGAUGACUGCGAUAAAGACGCCAACAGCAGGUGGAACAGCAGCAUUGCUGCGUGAUCAGCUGCGCAAACAUUUGGUGGUACGCGAACAGCUGCUGCUUGAAGUGGGUCGCAUGGUGCGGCUGGGCAGAUUGUUGAAAACUCGUUUGAAAGAACCAUUCAUCUUGAAUGCCGUAACGGGGAUGAGCAUUGCAGUUGAUGAGUUGGCAACGGAUAACUCUAGUCCUGCCGGUGAUAUGCUCACGCAGUCUUCCAGUUCAGAUGGCACAACAACCAAUGAGAGCAUCGCUGAGUCCAGUUCGAUUGUCAUAAAACCUACGGGUAACAAUGAAAUCGCAUGCACGGCCAUUUCGAAUAAGCUGCAGGAGAUCGCUGAGGUUGCUGAGUCUUUGGAUGCCUCUAUACGCGAUGUGCAACAGGAUGCUGAGGCGUUGGAGGUGAAUUUAACAGGCAGUGCUGCGAAGAAACGGGAGGCUAUGAGGAGUAAUAGUAGUGAGGACUGGCACUCACGUUCAACAGAGGAUGACUCUUUUGUUACCACCUCCGAAGGCAAUUUCACGCCGCAUUCCCACUCAUCUUCGUACCACACAGCCUCUGGACGCACUUCUUCGUACAUUAGCUCCGAUAAAAACUCGUUUGAUGUGAGUGAAGCUGAUGAUUCGACUUUUGCAUCUGCCUAUGAAAUUCCCGCUGACAUUAAUAUGUCCUUCGAUGGUUCGGAACAAAGUUUUGUAUCUGCUCAACAGCAAGAGUGUACACCUUCACCACUUCAGCAACACCAACAACAACAGCACCAUACGGAAGAGCCAAUUGGUAGUGGCGCCUACGCAUUGCCACCCGCCGCUGACGAAGGCGAUGGCGAUGGCAGCAGCAUCGCUGACGUUGAGGAGUUGCACAGCCAAAGUGUUACACCUACACCUGGUGAUGGUGAUGUGGAGCAAUAUAAUUGCCAAAGUAUACCCGUCGAGUCAGAAUCCGAAUUAGAUUCAUCUUUUAUAGUCGAUGCACCAUCCAUAGCAGUGCUAACGGAAGAAACAGUGCCGGUCACAUCGGUGACACCGGAGGUGAGCACGUGUUCAAGUACUGAGCUGCAGCAGCAAAUGCAAAAUCACAACAAUAAUAAUACUAACAACAGUAACACUAAUAGCCAAAAGCCAAAUGCCGCCUGGCGACGCAGCAAAUAUUAUGAGAAUAUAACCAAGCAGACCAUUAAGGGAUUUCUAUAGGCGAACAUCGUGCGGGGGCGGCUCCAACAAAUGACAAUGCCAACGCUAACGCGAUGCUUUGCAUGCGUUCCUUUUCACACACA
Molecule: messenger RNA, 3584 nt
Organism: Anastrepha obliqua
Lineage: Eukaryota; Metazoa; Arthropoda; Insecta; Diptera; Tephritidae
Product: SEC14 domain and spectrin repeat-containing protein 1
Exons: 9
Coding region: 22-3501 (1159 amino acids)
Source: RefSeq, a predicted model, not a curated record